AAAUUAGUGUCUUGUUGUUCCAUGUAGACAACAAAGCAGGUAUGAAGCAAGUAAAAUCAUUUUCCCAUAAUAUCUUUAUGGCAAUGUUUCAACCGUCAAAGACUUCACUAAGAAACUCUCAAGAACCUUCCUCACUCUUUCUUCUAUUCUAUACACUCUUUUCUAUCUUCCAUUUUCUCUAUUAUUAUUAAACCCUAUCUUUUCUUCUUCCUUCAUUAUUCUUCAUUUUCUCAUUUCUCUUCAUUACUCUUCACACCCCCUCCCAUUCAUUCACACACCCCUCCUUCUUUCUUCUCUUUUCUCUUUACUCUUUACACCCCCUUUCAUUCAGUCACACACCCCCUCCUCCUUUCAAAUGGAGAAAAACGAAGACCCAAUUCCCAAAUUCAACAAAGAAAAUUCAAACUCAAACCCACCUAACGAUUUCGAUUCAAAAAGUUUCAAUCUCAACGGCAAAAUCAUGCUCUGUGCAAUCGUUCUUCUCUUCUUCGUCAUCGUUGUAAUGCUUUGUCUCCAUGUUUACGCUCGUUGGUAUCUUAUGCAAUCUCGCCGCCGUCGUAACCGUCUCCGCCGUCGUACUCAGCUAGUUUUCUUCACCGAUAAUCCAACAACAACCACCGCGGUUUCUUCCGUCGUUACUUCACGUGGUCUUGAAGCUUCAGUUAUCGCCUCGCUUCCUUUGUUCUUCUAUGAUCCGAAAACUCAACCGGAGAAUUCAUCGGAAUGUGCUGUUUGUUUAUCGGAAUUUGAAUCCGGUGAAACGGGUCGGGUUUUACCGAAAUGUAAACAUAGUUUUCAUAUCGAGUGUAUUGAUAUGUGGUUUCAUUCUCAUUCCACGUGUCCACUUUGUCGUGCAGCGGUUGAACCCGCUUCGGAAUGUCAAACCCGACCCGAAUUUGUUAUAAAUGUUUGUGAACCGGAAAGUGGGUCGAGUUCGAGUUCCGGUUCGGGUUUAGAAGAUCAGAAUGAGAACCGAACCGGUAAAGAGGUUUGUUCGAGUUCGGUUGGGUUAAGGAGAAAACCGUCUUUUACGGGUGUGACAAUUGAGAUACCUUCGAGGAACGAGUUGUGUUGUGACUCGCCGUCAUCGACUCAGUCGUCGUUUCGUUCACCAAUGAGUAGGAUGUUGUCGUUUAAGAGGAUUCUUAGUAUGGAUUGGAAAGGAAGUGUUUCUCCUUCGUCGUAUGGCGGCGGUGGUUGUAGCUCGGUGGCUGAGUUAAAAGUAGAACAAGGUGAGCGAGUUGAGACUCAGUGAGUUAGUGAAUUGAGUUGAGUUGACUCGAAAGUGCUGACGUGGCGGGUUUUUUAAACACGGAACGUGCUUGAAGCGGUGAGUGGCGCGUGAGUGUGAAUAUGAGAAUUAGUUGAAAAUUGUAGAGAAUAGUAUGAAUGUGUAUUUUAAUUCAACAAAGAUAAUUCAAAUUCGUUGAUAUAA
Trifolium pratense (red clover) is the source of this 1435-nucleotide messenger RNA. Its product is annotated as RING-H2 finger protein ATL2-like. Lineage: Eukaryota; Viridiplantae; Streptophyta; Magnoliopsida; Fabales; Fabaceae. The record is from RefSeq and is a predicted model, not a curated record. The transcript has a single exon. Bases 356 to 1255 code for a protein of 299 amino acids.